Pedinophyceae sp. YPF-701 is the source of this 1737-nucleotide messenger RNA. The record is from the annotation of a GenBank genome assembly. NCBI's taxonomy places the organism in Eukaryota, Viridiplantae, Chlorophyta, Pedinophyceae.
AUGACUCAGGGCGAGGCCGGGGACGAUGCUUGGAUGCAGGAGGCGAUCAUCGAGUUCCUGCAGAGUCCGUGCUACAUCAACCCGCUGAUGACCUUCGUGGACGAGAAGUGCGUCGUCUUCCAGGACGAGGAGGAGAACGCCCUCGAGUACACGCAGCUCCACCAAGAGUUCAAGGACGUCGUCGACGGGCUCCUCACCACCUUCCUCGAGGACCUAGGCGUCUCCUUGGAGCAGUUUGCACAGACGGUCUCCACCUCGGGAGACAAGCUGUCGAGGACGGUCGUGGGGUGCCUCCUCGCCGCGGACGACUUCCUCCAGUUCAAGUCCCUCAUGGUUCACCGCAACCUGCACCUCCAGCGCCAGGUCCUCGACAUGCUCGAGGCGAGAGCGAAGCUCAAGGCCGAAGAAGCACAGGCCGCUGCCGCCGCCGCUGCCGCCGCCGCGGGGCAGGCUGAGGCCGAGCAGAGGGAGAUGGAGGCCGAGGCUGCCCGUCUGGAUGCCGAGACGGCGGCGAUCGAGGCUGCGGAGGCCAGCGCGAGCCUCGGGGUGGCCAACGGCGGCGAUGUGGUGUUCGCGGGGGCGCGCGGGCAGGGCGGGGAGGCGCUGGCGGCGAUGGUCGGGGAGCAGGAGCCGCAGUACGUGAACGAGGAGGCCGAGGCCGCGGUCGCGGUGGAAGCGGCGGGCCCGGACGAGGACGAGGAGCUGCGACAAGCUAUUGAACAGUCGAAAGAGACCUACAAGGACGAGGACAAGCGCACGCACGACUGGAAGGCCCAGGCGGCCUCCUUCGGCGACUCCGAGGAGGCCGCCAUCGCCGCGGCCAUCGCAGAGUCCCUCAGGCUCCAGAACGAGCUCGAUUUCAAGGAAGACGAGAUGCUCAAACAAGCUCUAGCCCUAUCUCUCGACGAAUCGCAGCCCGCGCCGGCCCCCAGCGCCCCUGCCCUGGACGCCAACGGCGCGGGCUCGUCCUCCGCGCCCAGCGCGCCCCCGGCGGAAGACGACACCGCCGCCACGGCGAACGCGCCCGUGGCGGCUCCGGAGCCGAAACUCGAGGCGCCGAAGCUGCCGCCGGUCGCGCGGGGGCCGUCGGGGCACCUGCAGCCGCCUCCGGCGGAGCUCGCGGGCCAGGCGGCGCUCGCGCGGCAGCAGGCGGCGGAUGCGGCGGCGGAGCGGGAGGCGGCGAGGUGCGCGGCGGAGGCCGAGGCGAGCAGCGGGCCGCCGGCGCCGGCGGGGGCGACGAGCUCGCGGGCGCUGAAGCUGCCGGUGCCGCCGGCGUUCACGCGGUCGACGUCGUCGGUGACGAACCGCGGCGCGGGGUACGUGUCGGCAGCGGCGGCGAGCGGCGGCGGCGGCGCGAGCGGGGACGCGCGGCAGGCGGCGAUGGAGGCGGCGAGGGCGCAGAAGGCAGCGCUGGAGGCGCGGCGGCAGGAGCUGGAGAAGAAGAAGGCGGCGGCGGGGCUCAGCGGAGAGGCCGGGAAGAACAUCGCGUCGCUGGCGUCGGGCCGCGCGAAGCUCCUGGAGCUGCAGCGCGCGGAGCGGGAGCGCGAACUCGAGCAGUACAUCGCGGCCAAGGAGCAGAAGGGAAGUGCAGCACGCGGGGCCGCGGGGGGCAAGAAGGCCGCGCCGGAGCGCGAGGCCGAGCGGGACCGCAUCUUCGGGGACCUGGCGUCGAAGAUCCGCGGCGACAUGAUUGCGAGGAUGGCCAGCAACGGCGCGGAGGCGGCGGCGGAGUCGUGA